Messenger RNA from Anthonomus grandis grandis, 915 nucleotides. RefSeq names its product glutathione S-transferase-like. Bases 179 to 790 code for a protein of 203 amino acids. Gene Ontology annotation, biological process: glutathione metabolic process. The record is from RefSeq and is a predicted model, not a curated record. Gene Ontology annotation, molecular function: glutathione transferase activity. The transcript is spliced from 5 exons. Lineage: Eukaryota; Metazoa; Arthropoda; Insecta; Coleoptera; Curculionidae.
UAACAGACAAUAGAUGUGCUACACGGCGGUUAUGCUUUGAUUUGACAGAUGACAAGAAAAUUCUAGAAGUUUCUAGUUUUUUUUUAUUUCCAAAUUGGCGUUUUCCGUAUUUGUUUGGGAAGAUUAGAGUGGAAUUGUUUUCUUGGAUUUUCCUUUGAUCUAAAACGCAUUUGUCAAGAUGUCUCCUCCAUACAAACUUACUUAUUUUGAUAUCAUGGGCCUUGGUGAGCCCAUUCGUAUUAUGUUGACCUAUGGUCAGCUCGAAUUUGAAGACUGUAGAGUGCCAAAGGAAAACUGGCCAAAUCUAAAGCCAAAUAUGCCAUUUGGCCAGUUGCCAGUACUAGAGCACCACGGAAGGGUCUCCCAUCAAAGUAUGGCCAUCUGCCGCUAUUUGGCCAAAGAAGUAAAGCUGAUUGGCAAAGACAGCUUGGAAGAUUUGGAUAUUGAUGCUGCAGUUGAUACUGUCAAUGAUUUUAGGCAAAAGAUUGGCAAGUACCAUUAUGAAUCUGAUGAAACUGCCAAGGAAGCUUAUAUCAAAACAUUGUUUGGGGAGAUAGUGCCAUUUUACUUGGAAAAAUUGGAUAAUAUGGCCAAGGAAAAUGCAGGUUAUCUUGUUGGCAGCAAGUUGACUUGGGCUGACUUGGUUUUUGUUGGUCUAAUUGACUACAUGAACUUUAUGGCGAAGAAGGAUCUUUUGGCCAGUGCCCCUAAUCUACAAAAGGUGAAGGAGCAUGUGGUCAAUGAGCCAAAUAUCAAAAAGUAUAUGGAAACUCGUCCCAACAAGCAUUAAAAAGUAUUAUUUGGAUUUUUAAAUGUUCAAAAUAAUCACAUUUUAAAUGUUGUAUUAAAAAAACAUGACUAUUAACUGUAAAUGCGUUAAACGCAAAAAUCUUCUAUUUUUGAUGUUUUUUAAAA